Molecule: messenger RNA, 2572 nt
Organism: Xiphias gladius (swordfish)
Lineage: Eukaryota; Metazoa; Chordata; Actinopteri; Istiophoriformes; Xiphiidae
Gene: gltpa
Product: glycolipid transfer protein a
Exons: 6
Coding region: 144-773 (209 amino acids)
Biological process (GO): intermembrane lipid transfer; ceramide transport
Cellular component (GO): cytosol; membrane; cytoplasm
Molecular function (GO): ceramide 1-phosphate binding; ceramide 1-phosphate transfer activity
Source: RefSeq, a predicted model, not a curated record
UGCGCGCCCUUUAUUCGGCCCGUCCACCCGACAGGUGGCAAUGACCCGGAUCCAGCAGUAACAGACUCGAUCACAUGAGCCGACGGCUGGGGGUUCCGCCGCCACCUGGGUUCAGUAGGUAAGAGUGUGUCCGGACUUAAGAGAUGGCUCUGCUAAUGGAGCACCACUUCAGACAGCUGCCCGCUGACAGACAGGUGGAAACUAGAGCUUUUCUGGAGGCCGUGUCAUACCUUCCACCAUUCUUUGACUGCCUUGGCGCGACUGUUUUUGCACCAAUUAAAGCUGACAUAACUGGGAACAUCACAAAGAUCAAGGCAGUUUAUGAUACCAACCCAGGACGGUUCAAGACACUACAGCAGAUUUUGGAGGCAGAGAAGGAAAAGCAUGGAGCAGCAUGGCCCAAAGUUGGAGCGACGUUGGCUCUGAUGUGGCUGAAAAGGGGCCUACGAUUUAUCCAAGUCUUCCUUCAGAGCCUGGUGGAUGGUGAGAAGGAUGACAACAACCCAAACCUCAUUCGAGUCAAUGUCAACAAAGCCUAUGAAAUAGCCCUGAAGAGGUACCAUGGCUGGUUGGUGCAACAGCUUUUCAAGGCAGCUCUUUUCGCUGCUCCAUAUAAGUCAGAUUUCCUGAAGGCCCUCUCCAAGGGCCGGGACAUCAAGGAGGAGGAGUGCUUGGAGAAAAUCAGAAAAUUCCUCAUCAACUUCUCUGCCACUGUUGAUGCUAUCUAUGAGAUGUACAAUAAGAUGAAUGCUGACCUUGACUACACAGUGUGACUGCUGGACGUAGGCAGUCUACACUUCUGCAGUCUACAUCUUGACUUGGCUCCCUUCAGAUUAUCUGACAGCUCACUGUGAGAGUUUUUGUAUAAUACCCGUCGUCAUUACACGUCAAGUGUUUGUGCACUUUCAACCAUCUGUGUGCCUGCUCUGUCUUUCUCUGUACACCUUUUCCUCACUGUUGUUUUUGAUCCUGGGGGCAAAUUUUCCAAAGCACCUGCAGAUUGAAACGCUGUAUUUCUUUAUUCUCCAUUUGAGGAGUCUUGUCUCUUUAUAGGAAAGAUAUUUUACGUUUAAAAGAAUUGCCAGAUGUUUAUGUGCAUGAUGAUGAGUACUCUCACAAAUAUGAGAAAGUUCUACCAAGAAUCAAAGUGCUAAUUACUCAACUGAUGUUUUUAAACCAGCAACGGGACUGUUACAAAAGCACUUAGUAAACAAGUGAGGUGUCUGUUGUCGACAGAUUUAAUGAGCCACACAACUAUCAAAACUGAGCUUAAUGCAAAAAUAUAAUCUUUCUACAGUAAUUUGUACCUUACAGUGAUAUUGUUUUGCAUAUAAACACUUUUAAUGCUAUAUAUAUUGAAGAAAACAUUGUUAAGUCUUAAAAUUGAAUUUUCACACUUCAAAUCUGUCCACCAGAAUUGUGUAUAAUACGUAUUCUAUAUGAUGAGGAAGAAACAAGCUGCAUUUAUUUCUUAAUCACACAAACACCCAGAAAAUGACGUAAGAAUUUAAAGUGUUCAUUUUCCUGAUGCGUUUGAUUUGCCCUAUAUGAUGAAAUAGCCAUCAACUUUUAAGUAGUAGUUCAAAAUAUAUAAAAUAAACUCCCAGAAAUGUAUGCCCAUUGCUUAUAUUUUCACGGAAACAAAUCAAAAUCCAAAACACAUAUCACAGAUUUCAGAGAAGAAGUUAUAUGUUUCAUCUUAUGCAACAAAUGCUGUAUUGUAAAAUUUUCCGGGACUUUUGGGGAUUUAAUUGGAGAUUUUACCUUUAAAUUAACCAUUUUACAUCUAAGUUGUUACAUUGUCCUAAGUUAUUUAUUACCUUUACCUCAAGUUAAACAAAACAUAGCCAGUUUAACCAGUAUCACGACUUACGGUGUUUGAUUUUCCUCACAACAUGUUGGAUAGAUUUUUUUUUUAAAACCCCACACAACACUUUGAAGAUGUACGUACACCGUUGUUAAUGGCUUUUAAUAAUGUACACAACUUUGUGCCUUAAGCUGGAGGUAUGGAUCAUUUAAGUGACCACGUCAGCUUUUCUGCCUUUAAUUGUGUAUAUUUUCAUACUCGUCACCUUGUGUAAACCAGGCAGGCCAACUAAGAACAAAAUGUUAAUUAUUACUGAGGGUUAUUACUGAGGAGCUGGUCUGUCUUUGCUAUGUAGGACUUCCAUAUUUUUACUAUUUUUCCAAAGCAAUGCUUCAUCAAGUGUUUGUCUCCAUCCACUCUGAUCUCAGGUGCUUACACAAAACUAAAUAUGUAGUUUUAUUUUAACCUUAUCGUCGACGAAAUGUAAAGUGUUGCAUUACGACUGUUUAGCCUUCUACAUGUUUGUUAGAUAGAUGGGAAAUUUCAGAUUACUUGCAAAACAAAGCAAGAUGUCAAAUGUGAAUUUAUGUCAAAUUUAUGGACAACAAGCUUGAAUAUAGGUUAUGUUCAUGGCCCCUGGUUAGUCUAUACUGUUCUGAGCUCACUGAAAUACUUUUCUGGCGUCUCUUGUGGCUGAAAUUAUCUUGCCAUGUGUGUACACUGCAAAAUAACAAAUCUUUUUUCAACGUCUGGUAACCAUAAUUU